GCCUGGUCGAGAUGCAUCAUGGGGUACUUUAGCGGAGGUGGUGGUGUUAGAUCUGGAUCCGAAGCCAAAGACGUACGAUACUCCUAAAAAUGAAUAUUUUCAAUACUUUAUCCUGCCUCAGUCUUGACCGCUGCAGUCGUGAAACGGAUUUACCUAAAGAAUAACCUGGAAGUAUUAGCAAUAAUAGAAACUGAAAGAGCCUGGUUGAGCACCUUAUCGUUCCUUCUCAAGUUGAUCAACCAAUCAUAGAUCCCCAACCUUCCUCCACACUGCCUUCCUAAUUGGGACCUUAGACAGCUCCACACUAAAACACAGCAAGAAACAGGCCGCCCGAUUAACGCUGCAUUUCACACCGUCUAAAACAUCUUGACAAAAACGUAUAAACAACUUCGACUAAUCACACAAUCCCUCAAAAUGCCUCCUACAAAGCUCCCCGAGUCUGGAAACCCUCUUGUCUUUCUUGACAUUACUCUCGGAGGUGAACCUCUUGGCCGCAUCCAGAUCGAACUCUUUAAGGAUGUCGUACCAAAGACAGCUGAGAACUUCCGCCAGUUCUGCACCGGCGAGAGCAAGAACAGUGCCGGCCGUCCUCAGGGUUACAAGGGCUCCAAGUUCCACCGCAUAAUCCCAAACUUCAUGUGCCAAGGUGGUGACUUUCUCAAUAACGAUGGUUCAGGAUCGACCUGCAUUUGGGGCUACAAGAACUUUGAAGACGAGAACUUCACUCUCAAGCAUGAUCAGCCUGGCCUCCUAUCGAUGGCUAACGCUGGACCUAAUACCAAUGGUUCCCAAUUCUUCAUCACAACUGUUCCCACACCUUUCCUCGAUAACAAGCAUGUCGUCUUUGGCAAGGUCGUCGACGGCAUGGACGUGGUAAAGAAGAUGGAGGCUACCAAAACUGGCUAUGCUGCCCCGGAUAGACCGAACCUCGACGUAGUCAUCUCCCAGUGUGGUGAAAUGUAAACGUUCAUGGUGUUGCUGGCUUUGUGGAGUGUCUCUUGUUGGAAGACACAAGGAGAUACGGGACUGUAAAACACGAUCUGGUGCUGGGGAAGCCGAGAUCUGGAUCAGUAGAGAUACCAUCCCGAAUACACAUCUCGAUGUGCCCCUAGCUCGGCGCUUUUCAUGUCUUGCUUUGUUACACUCGUGUCUCUCGAGGUAAAUUAUAUGCAGCUUGUAUCACAAAUCAUGGCUCGGCAUCUGAUAUCAUCCUCCGUAUACCAGAAGUUGGGUCUUGAGAAUCCUAAGACAUAGAAAGUGUAGGAAUUCAUGGACAUCAUUCCAAACUAUCUGCCAUGAAACGAUUAGUUA
This is a messenger RNA of Fusarium odoratissimum NRRL 54006, 1311 nucleotides long. Its product is annotated as peptidyl-prolyl cis-trans isomerase H. Gene Ontology annotation, molecular function: peptidyl-prolyl cis-trans isomerase activity. The record is from RefSeq and is a predicted model, not a curated record. Gene Ontology annotation, biological process: protein peptidyl-prolyl isomerization; protein folding. The coding region runs from base 415 to 963 and encodes 182 amino acids. Gene Ontology annotation, cellular component: intracellular membrane-bounded organelle. The transcript is spliced from 5 exons. NCBI's taxonomy places the organism in Eukaryota, Fungi, Ascomycota, Sordariomycetes, Hypocreales, Nectriaceae.